Molecule: messenger RNA, 6304 nt
Organism: Gopherus evgoodei (Goodes thornscrub tortoise)
Lineage: Eukaryota; Metazoa; Chordata; Testudines; Testudinidae
Gene: VAT1
Product: vesicle amine transport 1
Exons: 7
Coding region: 1-1560 (519 amino acids)
Molecular function (GO): oxidoreductase activity
Source: RefSeq, a predicted model, not a curated record
AUGAUCCAGGUGUCUCUGUACUCUGACUGCAAGAAGCUGGGACUGGAUGAUGGGGUGGAUCAUGUGAUAAUUUCCCUGAUUGGACCCCACCGCAGUCCCAGUGUGGGGAAGAGAACCCAGGAGUCCCGGCUCCAGUCUCUGCGUGAGACGCCGCACCCCGCGGAGGGAGCUGCUGGCUCCGCUCCGUGCUCCGCCUUCCAGGUUUUCCCUUAUCCCAGCCACGCCCCGGACUCCGGCUCCGGGUUUCCCGCAGGCCCGAGCUCAGCCCAGCUGUUCGCAGCUGUCCGGCCGCCGCUGCCCGGUGUCCUGCGCCAGCCCGCCCCGUCCGCUGUCCCGGGCCCCGCACCCCAGCCCGGCCGCUCCGAGCCCGGCCCCUCCGGCCCCUACCCGAGCCCGGCCAUGUCCGGGGAAGAGGCAGCGGCGCCCCCGGCCCCCGCCGACCAGGCGCCCCCGGCGGAGCAGCAGGCGGCGGGCGGCGGGGACGCGCCCCCGGCGGAGCCCCAGUACCGGGCCCUGGUGCUGUCGGGCUUCGGCGGCUACGAGAAGGUGAAGGUGCAGGUGCGGCGGGGCGAGCCCAGCCCGCGGCCCGGGGAGCUCGCCGUGCGGGUCCGAGCCUGCGGCCUCAACUUCGCCGACCUGCUGGCCCGGCAGGGGCUGUACGAGCGGCUGCCGCCGCCGCCCGUCUCCCCCGGCAUGGAGUGCGCGGGCACCGUGCUGGCGCUGGGCGAGGGGGUCACCGGCCGCCAGGUUGGUGAUAAGGUGAUGGUGCUGGCCAGAGCAGGGCUCUGGCAGGAAGUUGUGACCGUCCCAGCCAAUCAGACUUACCUGAUGCCUGACGGAAUGAGCUUCGAGGAAGCGGCUGCCUUUCUGGUCAACUACAUCACGGCGUACAUGAUCCUCUUUGACUUUGGGAACCUGAGACCCCACCAGAGCGUUCUCAUCCACAUGGCUGCUGGGGGGGUAGGAACGGCCGCCGUUCAGCUCUGCAAGACAGUGGAGAACGUCACCAUCUUUGGCACUGCCUCUGCCUCCAAGCACGAUGCCCUCAGGGAAAGCGGGGUCGCUCACCCAAUUGACUACAGAAGUAUGGAUUACGUGGAGGAAGUCCGGAAAAUCUCCCCAAAAGGAGUCGACAUUGUUUUGGAUCCACUGGGAGGAUCGGACACUACCAAAGCAUUCAACCUCCUGAAGCCAAUGGGCAAACUCAUAACCUAUGGGGUGGCCAACCUGCUCACUGGGCAGAAGAAGAACCUGAUGGCCAUGGCAAAGACAUGGUGGAACCAGUUCAGUAUCAAUGCUCUGCAGCUCCUGCACCUCAACAAGGCCGUGUGCGGCUACCACCUGGGUUACAUGGAUGAAGAGUUUGAGCUCAUUGGGGGUGUUGUGGCCAAGCUGGUUAGCCUGUACAGCCAGGGCAAAAUCAAACCCAAAAUAGACUCCGUAUGGCCCUUUGAGCAGGUGGCAGAUGCCAUGAGGCAGAUGCAAGAGAAGAAGAACGUUGGGAAAGUCAUCCUAGUUCCUGAGCUGCCGAAGGAAGAAUCCAAAAAAGAGGAAAACUAAAGCAAGGAGACCUGUCUGCAGGUUGUGAAUUUGUGGUUUAACCCUUAACCCUUUUGGGACCUGGGAAUGGACGGCUCAGUCCUGCCAUCUUCCCCAUUAAGGGAAUGAUGCAUUUUUAAAGCCAGUUCUAGGACUGUGAGCGUCUUGGGUUGGGAAUCAUAUGCACCUGCCAUAGCCAGCCUCUCCCAGGUGUGACUGUGUAACAUUCAAUGUGAUGCCUCCCACCUUAGCCCUGCUUUUCUCACCACAUUUUAUAUCUCCUUUCCCAAAUUCCAAACCAAGUUCUUUUUCUCUGGCAGCGCCUCUCUGGCCUCCAAGCAGUCCGUGACUAAUGGCUGCGUAGUAUGUUGCUGCAAAGUGUAAAUGCAAAUUGUUAUAGCAACCAUUGACUGUCUCCAUAGAAACUGAGCCCUUUCUGCAGUCUUACGAUGCACGUUCAACAGACGAAUGUGCCAAGCCAGAGAUGCUUGUCAAUGAAAUUGCUGUAGGAAAAUAACAUCAGACUGUGCAUUAUUCUAGUGCUGGUUAUUUCUUUGCCGUUAUUCCUGCUGUCAUGACACUUCCCUUCCUCCUCCCCGCUUUUCCUCACGCCCCCAAGCCUUUAAUGCCAAUCAGCUGGCAAAAGGCCAGUUUUUCUAAGCCCAGCUUAGUAUCUUAGAUGCUGGUCACGCUGUAGCUUUUUAAUUUGCUGUUCCUUCUCUGUGCAUGCUGCAUGUAACCUGAGGAGCAGUUAGGCUGGUGCUAUAUGAAUACUAAAGAGAAAUUUCAGUUCAGCAAUUUGCUCUCGUCCAUUUUCUGCUCCCAAACCGUUAGGGAAAGUCUAAACCAAUUCCGUGGUCAAAGCUGGGUCUGGAGACCGAAAGGACUCAGCUGUGUCUCCAAAAGGACUGACCCAUUUGUGUUGGUUCUAUGUGCUUUGUUAACGUUGGGCUCUGAAUGUCCGUCAGGCUAAACUUCAUUCUCGUGUUUGUUACCAAGGGCUGCAAAUGUGAAAACGUGUCUGCAAGGCUGGGACAAAACAAGCCUCGUGGCUGGCCUUUGCGUCUGGGGUUGUGUGUGCUAGGAAGGGGAUGCUGCAGCUCUAGAAGGGAGCAGGCCCAGUAAAGUCUGGACAGCCAGCAUGUGGUUCUGAGUGAGUCACACACUGUAGAAAUCAAAGGUCUGGGCUCAGACCUGUCGAACCCGCUGGUGUGAGGCUCUUGCCUGGUUAGAUCCUGGCUUCCGUUUUGCAUUUUCCACUCCAGGUUUAAUUAGCUUUUCAGAUUCUCCACUAGUCCCAGGCUGUCCCUAUGGCUAGCUAGCGUCGAAAGGGGGCUUGCAGCUUGUCUGCUCGAAUUGUGAAGUGCCAGUGUUUUCAGGAUACUUCCCAGUGCUGCUGAGAUGCUGGGAACUGCCCAGGGGGCUCCUCUCCCCAGGAAGAAAACUGGGCUUGCCCAUGCCAGGCGUGGUUGUAAAGCUGUGGGUGGGAACCUGACCGGUUCAGUCUGUGAGCAUCUAAACUUGUCCUUGUCUAACGUUCUGACUGGUGCUGCUCCUUCCAGCCGCGCUCGGUCUCCUGCUGCAGUCCCAGGACUUGGAGCUUUGCUGCUAUUUGCACUUGCUCUAGCAGUCCAGGGUUGGUCCCGCUGGGUGGUGGAUGGUGCAGCAGCUCAGGCUUUGCUUGUAUUUGGAUCUGGUAACUGAAGGGACCAAUCCCCCACCCCAUCCCCUUUUUGUAAAGUGCCAUGGCAGAAGCAAAAUGCCGCUCUUAAAUAAGAGCAAACAUGGAUCUGCUGGGCUGUGAACAUUCCCUCCUGCUGGGUCCCUCCCUGCAUUAAAGAGAACCUGGUCCAGCAUCAGCACGAGAAUUUUAUUGUGCAAAGAAAAAAGAACGCGACGGCCUCCGUUAGCUGCCCCCACCCCGCCCCAGGAGACAUAAGUGGUGCUUCACUGUGGCUUGGGCUACACUAGCAACUAACGUUGGUGAAACUACAUCGCUCAGCCGUGCAAUUUUACCAACCUAGCUCCAGUGUAGACAACAUUGUGUCAACGGGAGGGCGUCUCCCAGCGACACGGCCACCGCCUCUCGGGGGGGGAGGGGUUAUGUGGUACGGACGCUGACAGGAGAAGCCUCCUCUUGGCGUAGGCAGCUUCUUCACUGAUGUGCUACAGUGGUGCAGCUGCAUUAUCUCAUCAGUUCCUGCUCUCUAACCCUGUCAGGCUGCAUUAGGCCUGGACUCGGGAGGAUUCACUUCAGAUAUAAAAUGGGGCCCCUGUUUAGGUCUUCAGAAAGCAAACCACGAUUGGGUUCAGACCCUCUUCUGUCUUCGUUCCUUCCAUUUGUGACACGGGGGCUGACUCCGCAGAUGUGAUGCAGCGGAACUCACAAGCACAACUUUUCUCUAACCUUUUCUAAAUACAGACUCUUCCCGCUGGGUUUUUCCCCUCUCAGAACCGCUCCUGCUCAAUGAGUUAGCUUUGAUUUGCCAUUGUUUUAUGCCGUUUCACCACAGGUUUGUAAAAGCAGUUGAGACUCUUGGGUUUUUCCUUUUAUAGCAAACAAGACCUGCUCUUGUCCAAAUCUUGGCUUCACCUUGAGACAGGAGGAGUCUGGCCACACUGCACCGCAGAGCUUCAGGUUCUCUAGAGUCUUUGAAAGGGGGAAAAUGGUUGCCCCUUUCCUUGGCUCUACUCCGCUAACUGAGAGCACCUGGUGCCUUACUCCAGAUGGCCUUAUCCCGGGCACCAUCGCAAGGCUUUUGAAGUCUAGUCCCCUUUUAGCAAAUGGGAGUAUCUUGUAUCUUCCUGUAGGACAGCUCUGACGUAUGCUGCAUUGCAAUGCACCAUAGAAAACAGUAUCUCAGUGCCUUUUCUAGACAGCUUGUAGGACUAGCAAGUCACUGAAGCCUUUGCCAUACUGGCCUCUUACAAUACUGCCAAAAAUCUAGUGUGCUGCAAAAUAGAUAUGGCUUGUGAUACACAAGCGACCUAGCCCUGCUUACCCUCCGCCUCGAUAUACUCCUCGUACACGUGUGUUUUAUGGACUCUCCAGGCUGACCCUUGGAAGCUCCUGCUCCAGAGCCUAAGCAGCAGAGGCAACCGUAAGGCAAUGCCUCGCCCAAGUUGGCUGCAUUUGGAUGUGGCCAAAGGUGAUGUCAGCUUGCCCGUGUAUGUCAGUAUCUCUAGGCCUGUCCUCUUGCAAAGCUUUGCUGGUAGUGGCCUUUCCUGGGGCUAAGGUGAGGACAUUGAGGGUUUGUCACCAUUGCAGAGACUCUCUGGAAUUUCGUUUCUCUUCGUUUGCAAUGUGUAGUUGAUAGUGAAUUUUCUACCUAUAAACUUCUGAUGCCCUUUUCAGUCUGACUUCUGAAUCCUUCCGAGCAGUUAGGUAGUUGUGAGAGAUUAGCACUGACCCUGCACCGCAGUAGCUACGUUUUUUAAGGAAGAUUAAGUGUAACCUUGCGCUUUACUGCCUCAGACUAAUGCUCUGUUCUAGAUUUUAUAGUAGCCUUUAUUUACCCUGGCAUUUUAUGGGCCGGUAAGUAUUAAACCUACUGAUCGUCAGUCUUAAUACAACUGUAUUACCAGUGUCUCAAACAACUUGUUAAACAGCAGGUUGUUCUAGCAAGGACCAAAGCACAAUGGCAUUCCACUCCAGAAGAUGUCUGAUUAGAAGGAAACAUGCUGAACAAGUUGAGGGCACAACUAGUGUCAUCCAGGGAACAGAGUGCGCCAUGUUUCCUCUUAAAUUGUGUAUUGUUCCAAAAUAACUGAAGUGCAGCUUAAUGUUCAUUUUGCUAAUUGAUCAUUUUGACUCAAAUCUUGUGCCAUGGGGGAAAAAUGGCUGAAAGGCAAAAGUUUGUGUUGUGAUGCUAUGAGCACUAGCUAAAGGUUUCUGUGUUCCCUGCACUCUCUCCUGCUGCAGUUUGCAGGGUGUUCUGCCUUUGGUAUGUACAUGUAGAUUGCAAAAUCCAGUGGUACCUGUCUAAGUGUGAUCUGAGCAUCAUUGCUGAUCUGUAACCAAAACUGCCUGUCCAGGAAGGGGCCCUUAAACACAACUGUACAUACUUUGCCAUCCCCAGGCGGCUUCAGAACUAAAAAGCUUGUUUAGUUUAAUCAGAAAUAUAUUAGUUACAAAUGUUUCUUGCACCUGGGAGAUGGGAGUGGAAAGGAGCUUGGCUUGCACAAACAUAAGCCCUAUUGAGAUCUGUAGCUACACCAAGACAGUAUUUGAGAGGUGAGGAAAGGUCCUACAGACACCAGGGAAGGGAGUUUAGCUGCAUGUUUAGUUACAAACCAGCUGUGUGAAGUAGAGUUGAGUGACCAGUGAUGGGCAAAAAGUGUUGUGGGCAUCAGACUUUAACCAGUGCAGGAAUCUGACCCAUCUGCAGCUGCUGUCAGAGGUGUAAAACCACUCCUGUUGCCAAAUGAAGUCUGUGGUGCCCAAAGCACUGGUGAUGGCAAAGGGUGAUGGGCAGGUAGCGUAUGAGCACGGUGUGAGAAUGUGUUACUCUUGGAGCCUCUUACGACACACAGCAGUGUCUGUGCCAUCCAGUUGAUUUGCGGAGAUGUGAUUCGAGUGGCUGUUGUCCUACAGCACGGCGUUUUUAAAAAUAAUUAUAUUCCGCUUUGUGCGUGUAACCAAGUUGAACAGAAAGCGAUUGUGCCAAUGCUGUUUACAUGACUACAACGUGUAAUGCUCUUCUGCCUAACGUUACCGUAUGCCUUAUGUGUUUCAAAUGUUAAUUAAAAGCAUAACAAAACCCUC